UUGUUUUAAUUCAGCAACACUGGAGUAGCCUAGCCACGCUAGACCCAUGUUUCUGAAGGCACAAGGGUCUAGGGCCGUUCGACAGGGAGGGAGGCGGGCUAAAAGGUUGUCUUUCAAAUCACUCUGCAGGAAUUGAGUAGGUAUACAACCAAUCAGUGCAACGAAUAGGCUGACGUAGUUCCUAGAGCGCCGGCGGAUUGUGGCUAAGUCCCAUUAGCUUCCCAACCAGCGGAGCCAACUGGUAUAUUAAGGAUUUGCCAUAUCCCGUCGGCAUAAGUCCAAAUACGUCUUUCUUCUCAAUGAAACACUUCAGUGCCAUCCUUUGUUUAUCUUUCAAGUUGAAUUUUAGCUUCAAAUCUUUAAGGGCUGUGGCCAAAGCCAAGUCGAAAGAUAACUGUUUAUUGUGCGCCGGUUGUUUCUGUCAGAAUUGUCGCGCCUCUGCCGUCACUUAGUUACGCCCGCCUUCUGACUCUACACUUCAUGGUGAUUGGUCCGGCCAGUUUUAGGAGAAUCCAGCCUCAAGCCUUAUGGAGGGUAACUAGACCCACCCUGGCAGAGAAUUAAAUUCGUUGCCGUGGGUUGUCUAGUGUGGCUAGGCUAACACUGGAGGGUUUCCGAGCAUGAACAGCCUUUUUAAGGUCAUGCCACAGCAUUUUAAUCAGAUUCAAGUCCGGACUUUGACUGGGGCACUCCUAAACCUUCAUUUUGUUUUCUUUGUCAACUUCCUGGUGUGUUUUGGAUCAUUGUCCUGCUACAGAACCCAAGUGCGCUUCAAGCUUGAGGUCACAAACUGAUGGCCAAACAUUCUCCUUCAGGAUUUUCCAGCAGAGAGCAGAAUUCAUGGUUCCAUCAAUCACAGCAAGUCAUUCAGGUCCAAAAGCAGCAAAGCAGUCUUAGACCAUCACAGUACCACCAGCAUGUUUGACUGCUGGUAUGAUGUUCUUUUACUGAAAUGCUGUGUUAUUUGAGAUACACACUUUCCAAAAAGUUCAACUUUCGUCUCAUCAGUCCGUAGAAUAUUCUCCCAAAAGUCUUGGGGAUCAUUCAAAUGUUUGUUCACAAAAGGAAGAUGAGCCUUUAUGUUCUUUAUGGUCACCGUUUGUUUUUACCUCGGAGUUCUGCCUUUUAUGCCUUUUUGCCCAGUGUCUUCCUUAUUGAGUCACCAACACUGACCUUAACUGAAGACAGGGAGGCCUGCAGUUCUUUAGAUGUUGUCCUGGGUUCCUUUGUGACUUUCUGGAUGAGCUGUCGCUGUGCUCUCAGGGUAAUUUUGGUAAGUCGGCCACUCCUGGGAAGGUUCGCCACUGUUGCAUGUUUUCUCCAUGUAACCCUUUCCAGACUGAUAUAUGUCAAUUACUAUAUUUCUCAUCUGUUCUUGAAUUUUUUUGCAUGUUUUUGAGAUCUUUUCGCCCACUUCAUUUUGUCAGACCGGUUCAAUUUAAGUGAUUUCUUGAUUGAACAGGUCUGGGGGUAAUCAGGCUUGGGUGUGGUCAGUGAAGUUGAACCCGCCACAGUUAAUUCAUGAUUUAACAAGGGGCCAAUGACUUUUUCCCAUAGGGUCAGUUAAGUUUGGAUAGAUUUUUUUCCCUUAAAACAUUACAUCAGCAUUUAAAAACUGCAUUUGUGUUUACUUUGGUUAUCUUUGUCUAACUUUUACAUUUGUUUGAUCUUAAACAUUUAAAUGUGGGAAAUAUUUUAAAAAAGAAGGGGGCAAAUAUUUUUUCAUGCUACUGUAUAUUCAUGUGUUGAUGGUGGAAAAUGUAUUGCUAUUUUGCAUAAUACUAUUAAUGUAUCUAGAAUUAAUAAGGGAGGUUUUGUAGUGACCUGUAUGUGGAAUGAUGUCGUUGUGUUACACCCUCCUUUUUUAAAUCCACGUUUGAAAAUAAUUUUGUAGCUUCUGACUGUGCAAACAAAUUAUUUGGAGACUUGCAUAUUGUAGUUGUGUGUGUCCUAUUUUUCAUCUCUUCCAAUGAUGUAACAAGACUGAAAUCACUGUCUUCCUGCCUUGCUCUUUGUCAUGCUUACACUGGCCUCAUGAAAAGUCUCUUUUCAGUUCAAUAGUUUUGGAAAGUGUAAUUCAAUGUGCAGACUCUUUGUUCUUCCAUGGAAUAUCUUGCCCUACAUACAGUUUGAGAUACAAACACAUUAGCCCGUAGUAUUCUGUCUCAUUACACACUGUGCUGUCCAUCUUAUGUGGCUUAAUUAACUUUGAGUGUAUGAUAGACAAGGCAACGCAUUGCUAUUACUAAUUAGUCUCUGUCAGUCACACUGCAAGCAUUAGAUGUUAAUCUAGUGGAAAUCUCUUGAUCCCCCAUCUGUAGACACUUCAGACUCUGUUUGACAGCUGUGUGCAACUCCAGUGGUUGCAGAUGACCUCGUAGCUGACUCAGAUGUGGCUGAGAGCUGUCUGCCUGCUGCUCAGUCUGGUGAAGCCAAGUUUCAGGCCCUCGCUCUCUUUUCUUCCUCCAGCAGUAAAAGCACCCUCCUACCAGGAAAAAUAAACCAGUGUCUGUCACACAUUUUAAGGACACAGUCUCAGCUUUAAUUCCAAACAUGUGGGAGGAGACAGUUAAAUCACCAUUGAGGUGUCUGUUAACAGUGUUUUUUUUUGUUUUGUUUUUUUUUUACAGUGCACACUUUACUUCUUCCCUUUUCUUAUUUUCAGUGUUGUGAUCAGGACAGCCUCAGAUGUGUCUCUGAGUGCCAGCUGGGCAGCAUGUCGUCAUGUGAAGGGGAUGUGUCUUCAAGUGAACUGUGAAAGCAAAGGUACGUUUUAAAAUAAACGAAAAAGCGCAAAUGCUUAGAGCCCUUAAGAAUUGUACAAGCACAUGGCGUUCGGUGGAGACCUGAAAGAAUGUGGCUUUAAGUCUGACUCUGAGGUCAUAAGGCAACAGGGAUGUUGCCAACAUCUGACUCUGAGCUCUGUUGUCACGCCUCCAGACAAGCAGCUGCUCCACACAUCUCCUCCCUCUAUCCGACCGGCAUCACAGUGGAUGUUUACUCAGUCCGGUCAUCUGGAUAGCUCAGGACACACAAUUACGCACGACUGUACAGCGAAAGGUAGACCGUUCAGGCAAGACUGCUUUAUUCGGAUGCAUUUCUCAAUACCAAAUGGACGUAGUCUUACUGUACUGCUGCUCAUUGUGAAUUAGGAUUUCCAUCUGUGAAGUUUGCAGAAAGUGAUGAGUCGUACCGAACCGAGAGACGUGGUCGACGCGUAAACUUUCUUCACCUCUCUGUAGUUUACAUCAACUCCAAAUCCUCCAGCGAAAUGCAGAUCGUGUUGUUCAGUGCCGUGAUCCUUUACCUCAGUGAAUAUGCCAGUGCAGAGCCAAAAGCCAAGUGUCCAACACGGUGCGAUGUGAGCACUUGUCCGAGCCCCAGCUGCCCCAGUGGUUACGUGCCAGACCGCUGCAACUGCUGCCUGGUUUGCGCUCAGGGAGAAGGAGAGCCAUGCGGCCGCAAGGACGACCUGCCCUGCGGUGACGGACUGGAAUGCAAACACCCGGCGGGCAAACGGCUCUCCAAGGGUUUCUGUCAGUGCAAAUUUAGCCACGAAGUGUGCGGCAGCGACGGGAAGACGUACGGUAACGUGUGCCAGCUGAAGGCGACCAGCAGAAAGGCUCUGCAGCAGGGACUGCCAGGCGUCACGCAGAGCCAAAAGGGACCGUGUGAGACAAGCGCAGGUCCUUCACAUGCUGCCAGUCCUCGUUACAAAUUCAACUUCAUCGCUGACGUGGUGGAGAAAAUUGCUCCUGCUGUGGUUCACAUUGAACUCUUCCUCAGACAUCCACUCUUUGGUCGCAACAUCCCUCUGUCCAGUGGAUCCGGCUUCGUCAUGUCAGAGAAUGGGCUGAUUGUUACCAAUGCCCAUGUCGUCUCUACCACCUCACCAGUGUCAGGUCAACAGCAUCUCAAGGUCCAGAUGCAUAAUGGUGACAUAUAUGAAGCCAGCAUCAAAGACAUUGACAAAAAGUCUGACAUCGCCACCAUCAAAGUCAACCCCCAGACGACACUGCCUGUGCUGUUUCUGGGCCAUAGUGCAGACCUGAGGCCCGGGGAGUUUGUGGUGGCGAUUGGCAGUCCUUUUGCCCUCCAGAACACUGUCACUACUGGUAUCGUCAGCACUGCUCAGAGAGAUGGAAAGGAGCUGGGUCUCAGGGACUCAGACAUGGAUUAUAUCCAGACAGACGCUAUUAUCAAUUAUGGGAAUUCAGGAGGACCUCUUGUCAAUUUGGAUGGGGAGGUGAUUGGCAUCAACACACUGAAGGUUGCAGCAGGAAUCUCAUUUGCCAUUCCCUCAGACAGGAUCACUCGCUUCCUCAACGAUUCGCUCGACAAGCACAACAAAGAUGUGAGAUCAAUAAAGAAGCGUUUCAUUGGAAUCAGGAUGUUGACCAUCACACCAGCGUUAAUUGAAGAGCUAAAACAACAAAACCCAGACUUCCCCAAUGUUACUACUGGGAUUUAUGUCCAUGAGGUUGUUCCUCACUCUCCUGCACAGAAAGGUGGUAUCAAAGAUGGAGACAUUAUUGUGAAACUGAAUGGCAGACCGUUGAUGACCACAGCUGACCUGCAAGGAGCACUGCAGGAGGAGACAGCCCUGCUGCUGGAAGUCAGGAGGGACAAUGAUGACCUGCUCUUUAAUAUCGAACCUGAUGUUAUUAUGCAGUAGACACUGAAAGCACAGCUCUCAUGCAGAGUUAGAACAACAUCUCAGGCCAUACUUUUUUUUUGAAAGAACCUGGCAGAAACUCUGCAACAGCGAAGCAGUCUUGACAGUUGGUGCAUUCAUCUUCUGAUACUAACUUCUAAUACCUGGCUGUUAACUUGAUUGUGUCAAAGUGAAAGGAGACCACAACUGACAUGGUGCAAGGAAUUCAAGGAUUUACAGCCGUGCCUCAACCCUGCUCAAACCAACUCAACAUUGGAGCAGGUGCACAAACCUUACACCCUACUGAACUGCGUAAAUCCAAACCCCUUCAAUGUAUAUUAAAUACUUGAUUUUUUUCACUUUGAUUAUAUAUUUUUCAACAAGUAGACACAUUUAUUGUAGGUAUUUCCUAAUAUUUUGAGCAGUAAUGCCUGCUAGACAGCAUCCAGUGGUGUACAUCCUGAAAAUUAUGAGACAGAAGCAAAGUUGACAAGAGCACAAUUCAUGCUUUAACAUUACAUUAAAAAACAAAGCCGAUGAUGAUGUACUGACAGUUGAAUUUAAUAAUUUGCUGUUAAGCAAACAUUCAUAAAAUACUUUCCUUGAAUCAACAGCCUGCCAGGGCCCCAGCCUUCACCUCCUACACAACUGCAAUGCACAUGACUCUUAGAUUAACCCUGCUGGCCUCACAAGGCAGCAUCCACAUGUCCACCCUUUGAUCUGAGCCUUAGUCCAAAUUAUCAUUCUCUAUCAUGCCACUAGCUGUCAAUCCGUCCUUCAAGGCUUGGCAUAAGCGCUUUUUGUUGAAAAUGGUGUUCAAAAUACAGUAGUCACAUAGCACAGUCUACAUUCAAAACCUCAUUUUGGUCUUGUGCUUUGGGUAGUGAGUAUAAGCAGCCAACAUUAGCUUCCUUCAUAAAACUACAUUCAGCCUCACAGACAGGGUGAAGAUUUCAGAGAUCCAGAAUCCUGCAUCCUGAAUGCAUCACUAAAUGCAACAUCAUACAAAAAUGCUAAUGUCAAAUAUUUUUUACAGGAAAGGAACAUUUUCUUGGUUUAGUUGAUGAUUUGUCAAAGGUCUAAUGCACAGACAGCAUGUCACAAUCUAUUCUUAUAAACUGAGUUCGCAGUUGGUGUUCACACUUUAGUGGCUAUUCAGAAGGCUUCCAGCAAAGUGCUCGUGAGAUCAUCAAGCAGCAUCUGAAACUGCUUUUCUAAACACCUUUUCAAUGUUUGAUUCUGGUUUUAACAUUGCCCUACAAUUUUUUGCAACUUUCUGAAUCUGACAAGCAUGUCCAGUUGAUAUAGGGAUUGACAAGGUUUGGACUUAACUCUUUAAUUUUCAUUAUUUAAAAAAUUUUGCCUGGAAAAUCCAGACUGACUUUAUGUAUGUAUUAAUAUAAAUAUAAAUAAAGGCAGUCUGGCAUUGUGAUGAUAGGAGACGAUUUCAAAAAGGAGGGGCUAACGGAUGCAGCUUGAAUGAGAAAGAACCAAUCAGCGUAACACGGAUGUGACGCACAAACAAAUCGACCUUGAAGUCCAUGUAGUCCAAACAACAAUGGCAUGCAGCCGAGAAAGCGUCGCGGUGAAUGAUUACUGCCAUUUUUGUCACAAAAAUCUGCAAAUACAUGGGGUACUCUCAAGUACACUUAUUUUUGAAAAGGCUAUGCAACAAAAGACUCCUUCCGAACGAUUAGCGGUGUUAGGAAUAACUUUGUUAAUGUUUGUGUUUGGUUACGGGAGGUGCGCAGGUGUUUUAUGGGUAAUCCAGGCGCUGAAGAUGGCGCAGCAUUAACUCCCGCCCCCCGUGCUAUGAUUGGUCAUACCAAACUUUCCCGGGAGGGAAACGCGAUUCAAUUCGCCCAAAGCCAAACUGAUUCUCCUGUAUCUCCUAACAUGGAGAUAGGAGAUUACAUGGAGAUUCAGUUUGGAUUUUCCAAGCUAUAAACUACUUCUAUACACAGGUACAGCUGACAGCAACAUUGUAAGUGCCUUCAAGGAGGUUUUGUCUGGAAUAAUGGGCUGUUACCAAAAUGUAUAUGAUUUGUGAAAUCCUGUCCUUGUCCAUGUUCUCACUAGUUUCUCUGGCAGCACUAUUUUUCACCAUUGUUCAUUUGACGCUGCUUACACUGGCAGUAAGCAACAGGUAUUAACAUUUUUUUAUUGGACAUGUUUAGACAACAACAUUGUCACAGCACAGGCAGCACUAGAAAAAAUGAUGUGUUGUUAUGUCUAAUCCCAUCUAUCCCAGUGGCUAAGGCAGAAGAACACAGGAUGCAAACCUAACUGAAUCCCAGUGAGACUGAAUUGUUCCAUGCAGUCAGUUGAUAUGUCUCAUGCAUUACUGACUCACUCCCUGCUUGGAAGGAGUCGGGACUAGCUUUCUCUUCACAUUGCCGAUCAAACGCUGAGAUCUGUAUUGAGUUCGGUUAAUUUACAUGAACAAAUACUUGCAGAUUGAAACUAGACCAAAAUACUUAAGGCAUGAUGACUAUACAUGAGUAUUCAGCACAGUUUUGACUAAAAGGGGCCCUCAGUGUCUCCCAUAAACUCAGCUCUUCAUUUCUGCUUCUACAUUUGGCGCAGAACAUUAUGCAGAAACAUGAAUUUGUGACUAUUCGAUGAUGACUUUGCUGUGAAAUGUCUCAUCUGGACAGAAGGUGAAGGUUAACCGUUUAGCCUUUUUGUGGGUUGAUUCUUUCUCGAUGCAUUAAAUGGGACGUGGCCUCUGAACCAAAUGCUGACCCUGACCUGAGUACAUUUCACACUAUGCAGUCAGAAUGUUAGACCUCACAAUAUAAAAGCCUCAAAUAUUUUAUUUGUGUUAAAUGUACUGUGCAAAGGUGUAUCUGGUUUUGAUAGCUGAUUUGUUGAAAUCCAUUCACAAGGUACACAGAGAGCAUGAUACAGUAUAAUGAACCUUUCUGAGUAAGCUCACCGGCAGCCAUAUUUAAGGUCCUUCCCAUUGUUGCCAAAAAUAGUUUUAAAACCCAACUGAUUUCCAAUAUAAGCAUUGCAUCCAUCUUGAUUCCUCUAAGUCCUCUUCUUAAAUUUCUGAUAUCUGGCCAUUUUGCCAUUAGUGUUUCAGCUUGGGGCUGCACAGUGGAGUAGUGGUUAGCACAUUUGCCUUGCAGCAAGAAGAUUCCUGGUUCAAGUCCCGGCCUGAGCCUGGGAUCCUUCUGCAUGGAGUUUGCAUGUUCUCCCUGUGCAUGCGUGGGUUUUCUCCGGGUACGCCGGCUUCCUCCCACAGUCCAAAAAUAUGCAGAGGUUAAUUGGUUACUGUAAAUUGCCCGUAGGUGUGAGUGUGAUUGUUUAUCUGUAUUGUAGCCCUACGACAGACUGGCGACCUGUCCAGGGUGUCCCCUGCCUUCGCCCGAAUCAGCUGAGAUAGGUUCCAGCACCCCCCGCGACCCUAGUGAGGAUAAAGCGGUGUAUAGAGAAUGGAUGGAUGGAUGUUUCAGCUUGUUAAUCUUAAUAUCCACUGACACAAAAGCAGAACUGAUUGAUUUUUAGCCACUUGGAGGCAGAAGAAUAAACUGUAAACAACGUUCACAUAUUACCACCAAAAUAAAAAAAUUAAUAUGGCAAAUGUGUUUAUAAAAAGUUGUCUAUUUACACAUCUAGUAGUCAUGACCCAUGUACUGAAAACUGCAACUGGCUCAUUUUCUAGCUGGCCUCCAUGAUUCCACCAGCUGAAAAACAGUGAUUUAGCUUCACAGCCUCAACAAUAGACACAGUGGGGAAACGACCACAGAAUGAUCAGCUUUUUAUGUCAUAAAGUGAUGGUUUGCAUCAAAUUGUAUUUAAAAUUGAAAGUAAGGUGACAACUACCAUUCAAAAGUUUGGGAUCACCCAGACAAUUUCAUGGUUUCCAUGAAAACUCACACUUUUAUUCAUGUGCUAGCAUAAUUGCACAAAGGUUUGCUAAUCAUCAGUUAGCCUUUCAACAUCAUUAGCUAACACAAUGUAGCAUUAGAACACAGGAGUGAUGGUUGUUGGAAAUGUUCCUCUGUACCCCUAUGGAGAUAUUCCAAUAAAAAUCAGCCAUUUCCAGCUAGAAUAAUCAUUUACCGCAUUAACAAUUUCUAGAAUGUAUUUCUAAUUCAUUUAAUGUAAUCUUAAUUAAAAAAAAACUGCUUUUCUUUUAAAAAUAAGAACAUUUCUAAGUGAGCCCAAACUUGAACAGUGGUGUAUGUGUAAAAAAAAAGUUACACAUUUGAUGAGCCUGUUUUUAUAAGCAGUACAAUAAACUUCCAGUGUAAAUGAAUCUAGUGUUAAUGUCAAAGUCUUUGUUCAGCAUCGCUAGCUUAUCUUUGGUUUAUGGAUGGCAUACGUUUUUAAUGCUGUAAGUUGCAAUUCCAUUAAAAAUGUGAACAGAAUAUGUGUUGACAAACUCUGCUGGUAUGAAGAACACUAAAUGUGAGUGUUUUUUUCUGUAGUUUCAUCACUGCUGCUGCUCUGGUUUGUCAUUGUUUGUGCUUUUAGUAUGAAGAGACUUCAUCAGAACCAAAUGUUUACAUCUAUGCUGACACCAAAGCAACAUUCUGCAUCAGUCUUUGGAGGUACCUUUUCCCACCAAAUAAAAACAUUAAAACUUUAA
Acanthochromis polyacanthus (spiny chromis) is the source of this 9254-nucleotide messenger RNA. It is a transcript of the gene htra3b, whose product is annotated as HtrA serine peptidase 3b. Gene Ontology annotation, biological process: proteolysis. The record is from RefSeq and is a predicted model, not a curated record. Gene Ontology annotation, cellular component: extracellular region. The transcript is spliced from 10 exons. Lineage: Eukaryota; Metazoa; Chordata; Actinopteri; Pomacentridae. Gene Ontology annotation, molecular function: serine-type endopeptidase activity; protein binding. The coding region runs from base 3272 to 4675 and encodes 467 amino acids.